Molecule: messenger RNA, 1840 nt
Organism: Mangifera indica (mango)
Lineage: Eukaryota; Viridiplantae; Streptophyta; Magnoliopsida; Sapindales; Anacardiaceae
Product: serine/threonine-protein phosphatase PP1 isozyme 4-like
Exons: 4
Coding region: 302-1252 (316 amino acids)
Cellular component (GO): cytoplasm; nucleus
Molecular function (GO): protein serine/threonine phosphatase activity
Source: RefSeq, a predicted model, not a curated record
UAAUAAAAAAAAAAAUCUUUGUAGGCAGCUCCAUCGCAUAGGAGAUGCAGCCAUCUCCAUCUUCUAAUCUAAACCCUCUCAGAAAAAUUAAAUAAUUUUCAAUUUCUUUUUCUUUUCCCCCUCUUUUUUUACCGAGAAAUAUUAUAUUAUUCUGUUUUUAACUCUAAUUUGAACACACCACCACCGUAGAACGUACACACCCAAACACUGCAACGCCAAAAGAUAUACAAAAAUUUGAACUAAAAGCCUUUCCAUUUUGAUCAUCAUCAUCAUUUGAUCACGGCCAUUGAAGGAGGAUCUGAUGGCAGCACACGGGCAAGCAACCAUGGACCCUAACAUAUUGGAUGACAUAAUCAAUCGGCUCACGGAGGUCCGAUUAGCCCGACCAGGAAAGCAGGUCCAGCUCUCAGAGACCGAGAUCAAACAGCUUUGUGUUGCCUCUAGAGACAUCUUUAUUCGACAACCUAACUUGCUUGAACUUGAAGCCCCGAUGAAGAUUUGUGGUGACAUACAUGGGCAAUAUAGUGAUUUAUUGAGGCUUUUUGAAUACGGAGGCUUUCCUCCUAAAGCCAAUUAUUUGUUUUUAGGGGACUAUGUGGAUCGUGGCAAGCAAAGUUUGGAAACUAUAUGUCUUUUGCUUGCAUAUAAGAUUAAAUAUCCAGAAAACUUUUUUCUCCUACGAGGAAACCAUGAAUGUGCUUCCAUUAAUCGGAUAUAUGGAUUUUAUGAUGAGUGCAAAAGGCGGUUUAAUGUGAGACUUUGGAAAGCCUUUACUGACUGUUUUAACUGCCUUCCUGUGGCGGCUCUUAUAGAUGAAAAAAUACUGUGCAUGCAUGGUGGUCUUUCUCCUGACCUGUCAAACUUGGAUCAAAUUAGAAACCUAACUCGCCCUACUGCUGUUCCUGACAAUGGUUUACUUUGUGAUUUGCUCUGGUCGGAUCCUGGAAAAGAUGUUCAGGGAUGGGGAAUGAAUGACAGAGGAGUUUCAUACACCUUCGGUGCUGACAAGGUGUCAGAAUUCUUGAAAAAGCAUGAUCUAGACCUGGUCUGCCGUGCCCAUCAGGUUGUGGAGGAUGGAUAUGAAUUCUUUGCUGAUAGGCAACUUGUUACCAUAUUUUCAGCUCCCAACUAUUGUGGUGAGUUUGAUAAUGCUGGUGCAAUGAUGAGUAUUGAUGAAGAACUGGUGUGUUCUUUCCAGAUUCUUAAGCCAGCAGAGAAAAAAGCUAAGUUUUUUAUGUCUACAAAAAUGUGAUGUUUGCUAGCUUCUCAAGCUUAACCAAGCUGAAAUGAAAGAUCACUGAACACUUGAGGGGAGGGAUUAGGAUGUGAUGCUUGGCUUAAAGGCGGGGAGAUCUUCUACAACUCUGGCAACAAAUGCUUUUUGUAUGGGAGGGCGCAGGGGAGUGUGGGUUGUAGAAGCCAAGAAACUUUAUCGUUUAUAUUUUCUCCCUUCAUUAUGGUAGCAAACUUAUUGACAGUGCUUGUGUAUAUAAAAUCUAAAGAAGGUUUAGCUUUUCAAGAGUAGGUUGAGCUGUUUGUAUCAGAUAGUUUAUACACUUUCUGGUUUUACAAGAUAGUCGAUUGCAUAUAUUGUGUUUCCAUGAUGGUAUUUCGAAGGCCACCAAGUGAAAGGCAACCUUAAGUAUGUCGGGAUUAUAGGCUUGUCAAGCAUAAGCUAGAUUUAAAUCUAGAUGCUUUAGACAUAACCAUUUUGUCUGUGUUGCGGCUGCUGCUGAAUCUUAGUCGGCCAAACUUGUCAAGUGAUGUGUUGUAAUCUUCUAAGCUUCUUUUGUUGCAUUAUUUUUCGAAUUUAUUCAAUCAUAUUCUCUGAUAGAACAAA